AUGCAAGGUGGUAUCAGGAGAAAGAAGGACUUGUUGCCCCGCUACAAGAGCUCGAAUGGGAAAUCGGUGCGUGGGGGCUCGAGGCUGCUGACGACGCCAAUGAAAAAAGUGCUGGUGUACGUUUUGGCGCUCAGUCUGGUGUUUGCAAUGAUCAGGAUCGGCUUUUGGGGGUCCAACAAGGAACCCGAGUUGCGACUGGUCGAGAAGACCAUUGCGGACAGUCUCAAACAGAGUUCCGAUGCGGAGUACCCCGGUACGGGGAGCGCAGAUGGAGCGGCGUUCCUGGAUGGCGGUGCCAACGCCAAUGCCAAGCUGGGUGGCAAUGGCAAUGGCAAGGGCGCCAUCGAGGGGAGCGUCAAGGACAAUGCGGAACCCAAGCGAAAAGUCCCCAAGGAACAAUUCAACAACGAGGUUGCGAAACAACAAGAGGUCAAGAAUUUGGAAAAAGAGUACAAACCGCCGGUACCCAAGAACCAGGUAAAUAACGAAGUCAAAAAUAAAAUAGAGACAUAA
Messenger RNA from Zygotorulaspora mrakii, 513 nucleotides. RefSeq lists its product as uncharacterized. The record is from RefSeq and is a predicted model, not a curated record. NCBI's taxonomy places the organism in Eukaryota, Fungi, Ascomycota, Saccharomycetes, Saccharomycetales, Saccharomycetaceae. The transcript has a single exon. Bases 1 to 513 code for a protein of 170 amino acids.